Molecule: messenger RNA, 1398 nt
Organism: Haplochromis burtoni (Burton's mouthbrooder)
Lineage: Eukaryota; Metazoa; Chordata; Actinopteri; Cichliformes; Cichlidae
Product: zinc finger protein 501
Biological process (GO): regulation of transcription by RNA polymerase II
Cellular component (GO): nucleus
Molecular function (GO): RNA polymerase II cis-regulatory region sequence-specific DNA binding; DNA-binding transcription factor activity, RNA polymerase II-specific
Source: RefSeq, a predicted model, not a curated record
AUUAAAGAGGAACAGGAGGAAGUGCGCACCAGCCAGGAGGAUGAGCAGCUCGUCCUGAAGGAUGAGACCGACGCCUUCUUGGUGACUGCUUUUGAUGACAGUGACCACAGUGAACCAGAGGCUAACGGUCACCAGCUUCACUCUGACGGCGCUCCCGGCAGCUGUCCGGUGUCAGAGAGUCAGCGCGACGCCGACUCGAGUAAAAAGCCUUUUAAAUGUAAUGUUUGUGGAAAAGCCUUUAAGAAAAACUCUUACGUAAAGGAACACCAGAAAAUCCACUCAGGCGAGAAGCCGUAUACUUGCCAAACAUGUGAGAAGAGUUUCACUCGGAGGGCUCACCUGUUGGGUCACAUGAGAACCCACACGGGCGAGAAGCCGUACUCCUGUGAAACGUGCGGGAAAGGUUUUACUCAGAGCAGUCACCUGCUGAGCCACAUGCGGCUUCACACAGGUGAGAAGCCAUACGCUUGUGAAAUAUGCGGGAAAGGUUUUAUUCAGAGGGGUCACCUAUUGGUCCAUGUGAGAACGCACACCGAUGAGAAGCCGCACACCUGCGAAGAAUGUGGGAAGAGUUUCCGAUUCAGCGGCACUUUGUCGGUGCACAUGAGAACGCACACGGGCGAGAAGCCGUAUUCCUGCAAAGCCUGCGGGAAAAGUUUCCGCCAGAAAAAGAUUCUGUCCGUGCACAUGCGCACUCACACGGGCGAGAAGCCGUAUUCCUGCACAACGUGCGGUAAAGGUUUCGCUCAAAAAAGCGAUCUGACGAUCCACGAGCGAACGCACACGGGCGAGAAGCCGUAUCCCUGCAAAGCCUGUGGGAAGAGCUUCCGCCAAAAAAACAUCUUGUCCGUGCACAUGAGAACGCACACGGGCGAGAAGCCGUACUCAUGCAAGAGCUGCGGGAAAAGUUUCCGUCAGAAAAGCAUCCUGUCCGUGCACAUGAAGACGCACGCCGGCGAGGAACUGUAUCCCUGCGACGCGUGCAGCGCCACUUUUCCGUCUAGUCGCAGCUUGUUGGAGCACCUGGACACUCACACAGGUGAGGAGUCGUAGCCUGGAAAGCUGCAGGUCGGAGCGGGGCGUUGGCGUCUGCCUCCCGCCUCGACUUUUGGCUCCGACGGCAAAGGAGCUCGUCAGCUCGUGUCGUUCACGCAGCCGUUUUCCUUUGCUUCGUCCAUCCAACCCUAACCGUACCGACGCGCUCUGUUCCUGUCAUGUUCUCCUCCACGGUUCCUGACCUGGAUUCUGUCGUGGCUGCAAUCCUCCCAGUUUCAUUUUACCCUUCGUGUGUCAUACUUACGGUAACUUUGUAUCAUUUCAGACUGUAGAGGUGACACUAACAAAGUGUAGGUUGUUGUUAAAGUAACUUGUAUAAAUAAAGUUUCUUCUAAAUUGUGA